Lactuca virosa is the source of this 1449-nucleotide messenger RNA. NCBI's taxonomy places the organism in Eukaryota, Viridiplantae, Streptophyta, Magnoliopsida, Asterales, Asteraceae. The record is from the annotation of a GenBank genome assembly.
GUUCUUUUCUGCACUGCACGCCCCCUUUUUCUACAGUACAUGGUGGGUUGUUUAGGAAUGAGAUAAUGCCAUGGAAGCAAAGCUGUCGUCGGUAGCUAAGACCCUAAAGCCUUCCCCAAUACAACAACUAUCUUAUCUAGCUGAACGUAGCAACGCCAUUAACCUCGCCGAAGGCUUCCCUGAUUUCCCGGCACCUCCCAAUAUCAAGGCCGCCGCCGUCUCCGCUAUCACCUCCGAUUUUAACCAAUACAGGCAUGUUCAGGGAAUAUGUGAUCUGGUUGCGGAUAAAAUGAAGCAAAUGCAUGGCUUAGAUGUUGAUCCCGUAACAGAUAUUGCCAUUUGCUGUGGUCAGACCGAGGCAUUUGCUGCCACAAUGUUUGCAAUAGUUAACCCUGGGGAUGAAGUAAUACUUUUUGAUCCUUGUUUUGAAACGUAUGAAACAUGUAUUUUAAUGGCUGGAGGAGUCCCUGUGUAUGUAGCCCUGGACCCACCUUAUUGGAGACUUGACGAGGUCAAACUUUCAGAUGCUUUUACUGCAAAGACAAAAGCUCUGGUACUGAAUAGUCCUCACAACCCAACUGGAAAAGUUUUUAACAUGGAAGAGCUACAGAUGAUUGCUGGAUAUUGCAUAACAAAGGAUUGCAUAGUUGUUACAGAUGAAGUGUAUGAACAUAUAACAUAUGACAAUGAAAAACCUCAUAUAAGCCUGGCCUCACUACCAGAAAUGCAAACCAGAACCAUCAUCACGUCUUCCUUGUCCAAAACAUAUAGUGUCACAGGGUGGAGGGUGGGGUGGGCCAUAGGUCCAUCUUGCAUUGCGUUUGCAAUCAGAAACAUUCAUGCGAAACUUACAGAUUCUGCCCCUGCGCCAUUUCAGGAAGCUGCCUUGACUGCAUUAAAAAGUCCACCAGAGUACUAUAAAUCACUGAGAAAAGAUUAUGAAGGAAAAAGAGAUUUUGUGUUCAAGUUGCUUGGAGAUGUGGGGUUCCAGGUUCAAUUUAUGCCAAUGGGUUCGUUUUUCAUAUUUGCAGCGCUUCCAGAUACUUGCAAACUUAUGGACGUUGAAUUUGUGGAGGAAUUAAUAAAAGAAGCUGGAGUUGUGGCUGUUCCUGGAUGCGGGUUUUUCCAUACAAGUUCAGAGAAGCAUAAUAGAUAUAUCAGAUUUGCUUUCUGUAAGGGUCAUGCUACUUUGACUUCUGCUGCUCAUAACAUCCAACAGCUACUUGAUGCAUCAGGGCGCCUCAACCUUCUUUGAAUUCAUCAUGGCAAAUUUACUAAUACUCACUGUGUUUUUUGUUUUUUUGUCAGAUUAACAACUUUACUUGUUAGUCGUUAGAAUACAGAAAAAUGCCCCAAAAUGUGCAAGAUUUGUUUUUUUAUCAGUGCAAUGCCACUCUGCAUCUUAAUUGUGCCCAUGUUUUUGUCUAACUUUAUGAAUUAAGCUGGCCC